Molecule: messenger RNA, 5015 nt
Organism: Megalobrama amblycephala (Wuchang bream)
Lineage: Eukaryota; Metazoa; Chordata; Actinopteri; Cypriniformes; Xenocyprididae
Exons: 4
Coding region: 51-5015 (1654 amino acids)
Molecular function (GO): GTP binding; protein binding
Source: RefSeq, a predicted model, not a curated record
AAUUUGCUAUUUGGACCUCUGGAGGAGGACCGAAGGUACAGAAAUCAAGUAUGGAGUCAGUGGGAGUGAAUGUGAUCAAAACAGUGGCUCUUGGGAGACCCUUCCAGCUCGGCAUGCUGUAUGACUGCAGAAAGGACGCCUUCAUACCAGGGAUCAGACUUUGGGAUAAAGAACAGCUGAAGCAAAAUACAUGCAGUAGUACCCAGAUUAACACAGGAUUCAGUAUCACAGCUUCAGACUCUAUUCAGGACAAAUCUAAAUUAAUGAAUGUUGACAGUGGACUCAAACUGAGUCUUUUAGGUGAUCUCAUCCAAGUUAGUGGAGCAGCGAAAUAUCUCACAGACACCAAGACGUCUUUCCUACAGCAGAGACUGACACUGCAUUAUCAUUCAACCAGCAGGUUUGAUGAACUGACCGUGAAUCAGUUGCCUCCUGAAAAUCUUCCCGACGAUGAUAAUGAUAUCGCCACACAUGUAGUGACGGCAAUACUGUAUGGAGCAGACGCCUGCUUUGUGUUUGACAGAGAAGUUUCAUCUGAUGAUGACAAAACCAAAGUAGAAGGAGAAGUAAAACUGGUCCUUGAGAAACUGCAGGGCAUCAUUGCAGUAGAUGCAAACGUUGAUUUCAGCAUGAAUGACAGUCAGAAAUCUGCAAUCAGCAACUUCACUUGUACAUUUUACGGCGACUUCCAGUUACCGUCUAACCCGACCUCUUUUGAAGAUGCAAUGAAGGUUUUUGCUGAUCUUCCAAAACUGAUGAAAGAAAAUCAAAAACUCCUGGGAGAAAAGCAAGACCUUGGGGUUCCUCUGAGAGUUUGGCUUUAUCCUCUGGACAAACUUCACUCAAGAGCUUCAAAGCUUCAGAAAAACAUCAGCAUGGAUCUAAUCAUGAAGAUUGAAUCAGUGAUUGAGAGUUUAAAUACAGCUGAGAUGAAAUGCAAUGACCUUCUGAAAGACUCUCCUGCUCUGAUGUUUGCUGCAUUUCAUGAUAAAAUACUGGAAAUGAAGGAGAACUGCUACACAUACAAGUUGAGACUCAUGAGUAAACUUGGCUCUUUGCUGCCAAACAUCCGUGGGAAUGUGAUAAAGGAAACUGCACUGAAUGAUCUUCUAAAAGAGCAUGAUGACUCUCCAUUCAGAGGAAGUGACCUCAAAGAAUGGCUGAAAGAGAGAGAAAGAGAGUCUGAGAUCAUUAAAACAGUCCUCAGACAGCUGAAGGAUGCUGGUGCAGAGGUAGAAGUCAACAUAGAUGCCAUCUUGAUGGAUCUGGAGAUUGGAAAUCUGGUCAGUUACACGUUCACAUCAUUGAACUGCUCAGACAGGCUCCUUCUUAAACAAAAGGCCAAUCUGAAUCCUUCAACAAAAGAAGAAACUGAUGAGAAACAUCCUGAUUUCAAGCAGAAGUCUUGGCUCAGUACUGAGAUUAAAAAGACUAUGAGGAGAAACUUGAUGAUUUUUAAGAAUUUGAAAGAUUCAAAAGACCGUAAAGCAGCCAAGUUUAUUGUGUCAUCAAAGGAAAUGGAGAAUAAUGCUGGUUCCUGCAUUCUUCUGUAUAAAAAUGGAUGUGAUGAAGCUGUUUGCUUUACUCCUCCAUCACAGCCUGUUUGUCCAGUCAUUGAAGAGGUCAAAGGUGAGAAGGUGGUUCUGAAGUUUCCUCCAUCAUCAUGUCCUGCUACAGUGGAGCUCAGAUUACUGUAUAAACCGAAGGAAGAGAUAGACUGGACAUCUAAACCUCUGCUGAAGGAUCAACACACAGUUACUCUGACUGAUCUGAGAGAAGAAACUGAGUACGAGAUCAAAUGUGCAGCGCUGGGGAAACUCAACUACACUGUGUACAGUGACGUCAUCCAUCUACGGGUCAUUGAGAAGAAGAUCAUCAUGGCAGCAGAUUCUAUCAUUGAACAUCUGAGCUUUAAUGAAAACAAGUGCAGUGAACUUUUGAAAGACACCAGGACAACUGCAUUUACUGUCUUUCACAGGAAAAUCGAAGAUAUGAGGAGGUACUGCCAAAUCUACAGACAAAAUUUCGAUAAGACUAUUUAUUCGUUGAUCCAAUCAGUUCAAGCCUGUGAUGAAGAAACUUGUGCUUUGACCGGUCUUCUACAAGCUCACAAUGAGUCUCCAUUUAACACUCAGGAUCUUAAGGAGUGGAUCAGAGAGAAAGAGAAAGAAUUAAACACAGUUGGGGAGUUUCUUCAACAAUUAUUGGACUUUGGAGCUGAAUUGAACACAAGCUUAGAUACAGUCUUAUCAGAUAUUAAGGUGGAGAAUGUGGUUUGCUACACGUUUAGUUCUAUUGAGCAGACAGAGAAGUUGCUUUCUGAACAAGAAAAUUACCUUAAAUCUCAAAAAAUGUGGAAGAAUCCAGGAUCGACUCUGCGAACAUUGACAUGGUUCACUGGAAACAUCAGGGAGAAAAUGAGAAAAAAUGUAAUCAUGUUUAAGGAGCUGAUGAUGUCACAUGACAGUCAGUCCACUAAAUUUGUUGUUUCCUCAAAAGACCUCAAAAAUGAUCCUGGUUCCUGCAUUCUCCUGUAUAAAAAUGGAUGUGAUGAAGCUGUUUGCUUUACUCCUCCAUCCAAACCAGCCUGUCCAAUCACUGAAGAGGUCAAAGGUGAGAGUGUGGUUCUGAAUGUUCCUCCAUCAUCAUGUCCUGCUACAGUGGAGCUCAGAUUACUGUAUAAAGCGAAGCAGGACACAGUCUGGACAUCUAAACCUGUGAUGAAGGAUCAACACACAGUUACUCUGACUGAUCUGAGAGAAGAAACUGAGUAUGAGAUCAAAUGUGCAGCACUGGGGAAACUCCACUACACCGUAGACAGUGACGUCAUCAGAGUUACAACAAAGAGAGAAAACAAGGACAUUGGAAUUGCAGAAAGAAUACAGCAUCUAUUUCAGAGACAUCACAUUGAAGUCAGACACCUCAACAAACUGAGAGCUGCAGAUGUUCUUCAGAUAACUGUUCAUUCAUUACAGUCCCAUGAGUCUUGUGCUGAAGAAGAGCUGAUUCAGACCUUCAUACAAAAACUACUGAUGAUGAACUACAGACAUAGAUACAUCCAUGUUAGAGAUCACAAAGAACAGGAUCACACACAACAAAUAGACUAUAAACUAUCUGAAGAUGAGGGUGAUAUUUUUGAAGCAAUCUAUUUGUCUAAUAAAAGAACCAGUCAGUCUGAUCGAAUCCACCUGAUGGAUGUCCAGAUGGCCGUGUUUCAUUGUGCUGAUGGUUUCCUGAAGCAGCUGAUGGUCACUAAACUGUCCCAGUGUCAGUACGCUCUGCCUCUGCUUGUUCCUGAUCCAUUCACACAACAGAUUGAGUUUCCUCUCUGGACAUUCAGACCAAUCCACAAGAGCUGGAAGAUCAUAAAACCCAACUAUGAGAUCAUCAGUCAAAUCCAGCCGAUCUACAAGAUACAAACUCCAAUGGUGUUUUUCUUCAGGUUUGGCUCUGUGUCUUCAUCCAAGUCUCAGCUGAUGAACAGUCUGAUCAAUGAGAGACACAACACGUUCUUCCACAGGAACUGCCCAGGCAGCAGCAGAACCAGAGUCCUGAUGGAUGGAGUGGUGGAGAUCGCCUGGUUCUGCCCCUCUGGAACAAACACGGAUAAAUUCACUGAUUGUGUUUCGUUCUGUAAUCUACACGGUGAUGCAGGAGACCAUGAGAAACAGCUGCAGAUCCUCACUGAAAUGAGCUCAGUCAAUGUUAUUCUUCUGCCACGACUGGACAGGAAUUACAGAAGUGCAGCAAAGAUCCAAAACCUGUUCAGAAACAGAAAGUCACUUAUUUGUCUUCUCACUGAGGAUGAGUCUGCUGUAACUGAGAUGAAGAAAGGGAAUUUCAAGAUCGGUCUGAAAGACAGAAAUCAGUCAGAAGUAUCUGAAGAACUCAGAAUAGCUAUAAAUGAUUGUUUGUCAGAAUCAUCUUCCACUUUCAGACUUGAAGAUGUGUCCAAACACUCAGACAUCAGAGUAGAUGAGGAAGAUGAUGAAGACUGCCGGAGAGGAAGAGAAGCAGCACAGCAGAUGAUGAGUUUACUGGACAAUAAAAAUCUGACAGAAAUCAAAGAGUCAUUUCUGCCUCAUCAGGGGAAACUGUGGCAUCAGUGGAGUCAGAAGAACAAAGAACUACAUCGACCUCGAGGAGAUGAAAUAGAAAGGGAAAUAAGUGGACUACAAACAGUGAUGAGGAAAAUCCGUCAACAGCAGCAUGAAUCUGACAUCAGUGAGUUUAUGAGGAUCUUCAUUAGACAAAUAAACUCAAAUGCUGCAAAUAAGUUGUUUUUCCUCAAAUGGCUCAGAAUCCUCCUGGAUGAAUAUAUAUCAGUUGAUCUUUCUGCUCUACAUCACAAAUAUGAUGAAAUGUGGUCAACAGUCUUAAUACUGAAAAAGUGUUAUGAUAAAUCUGAACAACUCAGAUCUAAAAAAGCAGAACUUGUAAAAAUAUCUAAAGAACUUCAAGCAGCAUCCUUUGGUCUGGAGCACAUCAUGAGGGAGAUCGGUCAGAUCUAUGAAUCAUGUUCAUCUGUGAUGAAGAACAAGAAAGACCUGCAGGUUCACUUCUCUUCUCUCCCGAGUCUUGCAGCACAGAUGAUGAUCUCUGGAUUUCCACUGGAGCUGAUGGAUGGAGAUGCUGCUCAUGUUCCUGUGGUCUGGAUCUCUGCUGUUCUAGAUAAUCUCAUCCAGAAACUGGGAGACCAGAGAGUCUUUGUGCUGUCAGUUUUAGGGCUUCAGAGCUCUGGGAAAUCCACCAUGCUGAAUGCCAUGUUUGGACUCCAGUUUGCCGUCAGUGCUGGCAGGAGAACCAGAGGAGCUUUCAUGCAGCUGGUCAAAGUGUCAGACGAGAUGAAAACACAGAUGAAGAUCGACUAUAUUCUGGUUGUUGAUACUGAGGGUCUUUGUGCUCCAGAACUGUCUGGAAGAUCAACAAGAGAUCAUGACAAUGAACUGGCCACAUUUGUUGUUGGUCUUGGAAAUCUGACAUUGAUCAACAUCUUUUGGAGAAAACCCUUCUGA